This is a messenger RNA of Medioppia subpectinata, 449 nucleotides long. NCBI's taxonomy places the organism in Eukaryota, Metazoa, Arthropoda, Arachnida, Sarcoptiformes, Oppiidae. The record is from the annotation of a GenBank genome assembly.
GCCCCGGGGGCGGCACUAACUCAGACAUAUGCGGCUCAAUGCGUGAAUACCCCUGGUUUCACGGAAUGCUCAGUCGUUCAGACGCCGCACAACUCGUGCUCAGAGAAGGCACUCUAUGGCACGGAGUCUUUCUGGUGCGACAAAGUGAGACCCGAAAAGGCGAAUACGUCCUGACAUUCAAUUUUCAGGGCAGAGCUAAACACUUGCGAAUGGCUAUCAUUAACGAAGGCCAGUGUCGGGUUCAGCACUUGUGGUUCCAGACUAUAUUCGAUAUGUUAGAACACUUUCGCAUACAUCCCAUCCCAUUAGAGUCUGGCGGCACAUCUGAUGUCACUCUCACUGAUUAUGUCAUCUUUUAUGAAAAUUCACCGGCGAGUCGUGGAUCGCCAUCUCCUCAACUUAAUGCUCAGAACACAAGCGAACCAUUGAUUAGUAGUAGUAAUAGUAGC